This is a messenger RNA of Polypterus senegalus (gray bichir), 2840 nucleotides long. It is a transcript of the gene scel, whose product is annotated as sciellin. The transcript is spliced from 38 exons. Gene Ontology annotation, cellular component: cytoplasm. NCBI's taxonomy places the organism in Eukaryota, Metazoa, Chordata, Cladistia, Polypteriformes, Polypteridae. Gene Ontology annotation, biological process: epidermis development. Bases 1 to 2670 code for a protein of 889 amino acids. The record is from RefSeq and is a predicted model, not a curated record.
AUGCGUCAAUUCUCUGGAGUAGACGGUGUCUGGCAGGUGCAGAAAAGCGACAUUUCAGGUUUGAGUAGUUUCAGGCACACCUAUUCUGCUCCACCUCGUGCCGCCACCCUGAAUGAGUCAGGUAUCAAAUUUUUAGUGGCAAUCACAGGAAGGAUUCCUGAGGAGAUCAACACAGAGACUGUAAGAGAGAGGCAAUUCAACAAGGAGAUCAGACGUCCAGCAGGAAAGAUGUCUUCUAUAUUCAAAAAAACAAAUGACUCUGACAUAGACAAAAAUAAAAGUGACAGAAGCCGAGUCCUUCAAGACAGCAAGAGGAAGACAGCUGUUCUUCAAGAUAACAGCUGGAUAAGGAAAAGACAAGACGAGGAGGUUGUAAAAGAUGAAAACUUUGGAAAGACUGUGCUUCACCGAUAUAAAUCUGAAGAUUCCCUUGGACAAAACAACAGUCCCCAGGCUGACGAAAGAGAUGGCUCAACUACAUCUGUGACAAAAUUAAUGAAAAGGUUUAGUUCCAGUGAACAGCUUCCUACUGGAAAAGACACAGAUGAUAAAUAUAAAAGGCAAUCUUCAAUGAAAGUAGAGGAACCAAAGAUGACAAUACUAACUUCUAACCCAUUUUCAUCUGGAUUGAAAACUACAGAGAUGGAGACAAAAACAAGCAUUUCUUCUAGAUCAGCUCCAGAUGGACAGAAUGCUUCUGUAAUGCCACAAGUGAAAUCUCCAGUCAGAUCCGACUCCACAGAAACCAAAAGGCUAUCACUGUACGCUUCAAAAUAUGACAACGCACCAAGAAAAUCAGAUGUGCAAUCACCUGGUUAUAGAGAUGAUUUGACAGAUGUGACAUCACCUACAGAGAAAUUUGACAAAGGAAAACCAGCUAUUUUGAGUCCUAAACCUUCAUCAGGAAACAUGGUGGCAGACCUUAAGGGAAAAUUCUCCAAUGGAACUGCAAGUACCCCAUCCACUACUAAAUCCAGUGAAAUUGCUCUGAAUAAGGCGAACUUGAAAGACGGAAAAGUGCCUCCAGUUUCCUCUGCUAAAACCAGUGAACUUAUUGAUGUAUCCAUGACCUCUCCAAGUUUGGAGAAGGGCAAUACUGGCUCUGUUUUAAAUACUAAAACAGUUGGUCCCGCUGUUCAGUCUGCAACCACAGAGAAGAGCACAAAAGGAACUUGGGAGCCAGUAAAAGCACCAGGCAGCAGAGAUGUGGACAUUGCAAAAUCAGAAUCUCCAUCUAAGCCUUCUUCAUCAUCAUCAUCUUUUUCUGUCAAAGACACUGAAUUUAUUAAACCAGAGAUUCCAGAAAAAUCACCAACUUCCACUAUAAUUUCUAAAGCCAGCGAUCAAACUUAUACAAAGUCGGAUUCUUCACCAAAGUCCUCUCCAUCAUCUUCAUCUUCAUCUUCUUUGGCCAGAGACCUGGAUUUUAUUAAACCUGAACCCCCAUCAAGGCCACCUGCAUCUUCCAAUUCUUCCUUGUCCAGAGAUCUGAAUUCUGCCAUGAGGGCCCAGGUGUCAUCCAUGUCCACGGCGAACAGCAAAUCUGGACCAAGCACAACAACUACCAUCCGAGAAAAUAAUUCAGGAAAUUUGGAUUCUUUCAGCAAAUCUGGACCAGGCACAGCAACUACCCUCCGGACAACUGAACACAUUUAUGACACAAAUACUCCGUCCUCUACUACAACUUCAUAUUCCAUCACCAGGAAGGGUGAACCAAGAGAAAAUAAUUCAGGAAAUUUGGAUUCUUUCAACAAAUCUGGACCAGGCACAGCAACUACCCUCCGAGAAAAUAAUUCAGGAAAUUUGGAUUCUUUCAGCAAAUCUGGACCAGGCACAGCAACUACCCUCCGGACAACUGAACACAUUUAUGACACAAAUACUCUGUCCUCUACUACAACUUCAUAUUCCAUCACCAGGAAGGGUGAACCAAGAGAAAAUAAUUCAGGAAAUUUGGAUUCUUUCAGCAAAUCUGGACCAGGCACAGCAACUACCCUCCGGACAACUGAACACAUUUAUGACACAAAUACUCCGUCCUCUACUACAACUUCAUAUUCCAUCACCAGGAAGGGUGAACCAAGAGAAAAUAAUUCAGGAAAUUUGGAUUCUUUCAGCAAAUCUGGACCAGGCACAGCAACUACCCUCCGGACAACUGAACACAUUUAUGACACAAAUACUCCGUCCUCUACUACAACUUCAUAUUCCAUCACCAGGAAGGGUGAACCAAGAAGUGAAUACAGUUAUGACUUCAUUGAUGGAGCAAGUCCUCACACAUCUUCAUAUUCCAGCAACAAGUUUGAUUCCAGCUUCAAUUUAAAUUCUAGUCCUCCAGAAACAUAUGUGUAUACGAAAACCUCCCUUGUGGAAAACAGCAAACCUCAAGUAAAUGUUAAUGAUAAUGUUUCAUCAUCAUCCAUUAAGACGGUAUAUUCUACUUCUGACAGAAACAUUAUCGAUAAGGACUUGUGUACUUAUUGCCGGAAACCACUUGGCAUCGAUCCAAAGAUGAUCCUCAAUGAGCUGCACAUCAAUUGCCAUGCAACCUGUUUUAAGUGUGAAGUAUGCAAUGCUUCCCUGGGAAAUUUGAAGGCAGGUGACAGCUUGUGGCUCUACAGACGGACCGUGCACUGUGAAAACUGCUUUGGAAUAACCAGAGAUAAAUGGCGCAUCUAGAAAUGAAGAAAGAAGUCUGUGUGAGGAACUGAACUGAAACAAGCGCUUCAUGGAACAAAACACUGCUUAUGGCUGCACUAGAGAAAAAUACGUUUAUUGGUGGUGGAAUAACUUUCAACUUACAGGUUCAAGGGUUUAAAUACCUAGUAGUGUGCAAAUAACGCAACAGA